Messenger RNA from Cryptomeria japonica (Japanese cedar), 1218 nucleotides. RefSeq lists its product as uncharacterized. The coding region runs from base 1 to 1218 and encodes 405 amino acids. The record is from RefSeq and is a predicted model, not a curated record. The transcript has a single exon. Gene Ontology annotation, molecular function: chondroitin hydrolase activity. NCBI's taxonomy places the organism in Eukaryota, Viridiplantae, Streptophyta, Pinopsida, Cupressales, Cupressaceae. Gene Ontology annotation, biological process: polysaccharide catabolic process.
AUGGCACCUGCAACACUUAUUCUCCUUAUAAUGUUCCUAAUUUCCCAAGCCAAAUCUGAAACCAACAAUAAUCUGCCGACCUUCAUAUUACCUUUUGCAGAAACCCAGUACCAAAAAGUUGCAGACCAACAGAUACCCAUUCUCAGACAAAACGAGGACCCGUCUGGCUACCCGUCAGAAGGACUGCCCACAGAAGACAGGUGGCAGUCAACUAACAGAGAAGCAUGGACAUCGGGCUUCCUGGCAGGCGCAUUAUGGCACCUCUCCUCUCUCGCAGACGCCACCGCCACCGCCACGUGGCAGAACCGCGCCCAAACAGUUCAGCAAGGGCUUCUGUCGAUGCAGCACCGGAAUCGAUCCCACGACGUCGGCUUCAUCAUGUUUUCCUCUUUUGGCAACGCCUUUCUCCGCACCAGGAAUUCCUCCUACUUACCCCCGCUGCACACCGCCGCCGUUACGCUCUCUGGCCGUUACAACCAAAUUGUUGGCUGCACGCGCUCGUGGGAUAACCAAAACGGCGCGCCGUCGGAGCGAUUCGAGGUGAUCAUUGACAAUAUGAUGAAUUUGGAGCUGCUUUUCUGGGUCGCCAAUUACAGUUCCAAUGCCACGCUGUACAACAUGGCCAUCUCCCAUGCCAUGCGGACCUCUUGUGAACAUGUCCGCCCAGACGGGAGUACGUGGCAUGUGGUGGCUUUCAAUUCCACCGACGGGGCCGUUAUGGAAAAGUACACUGUUCAAGGUUAUGCUAACGAUUCCACCUGGGCCCGCGGUCAGGCUUGGGCGGUUUACGGUUUUACCAUGGCUUACCGUUACAGCCAAAAUGUUUGGUUUCUGCAGACUGCCCAGAAAACUGCAGAUUUCUUCCUGGGACAUGUUGGAUCUGAGGAGAUGGUUCCUUACUGGGAUUUCGAUGCUCCUUAUCGGAAAGGCUAUCAGCCCAGGGAUACUUCUGCUGCCGCCAUUGCCGCGUCUGGACUGUUGGAAUUGGGGGAGUAUUUGGGGGAAAAGUAUAGAGAUGCAGGGGUCAAGAUUCUGGAGGGUCUUGUUAAAUAUAGGGCUGACAGGCUGGCCGUUUUUAAAAUUCCUGCAAUACUUCUCAACGGAACCAAGUUUUAUAACCAAAAUGAUUUUGACAGUGCUCUUAUCUAUGGAGAUUAUUACUUUCUGGAGGGGCUUCUCAGAUUGUCUCGUUAUGCCAUAGUUCCGACUCCUGUUUGA